Molecule: messenger RNA, 6881 nt
Organism: Carassius carassius (crucian carp)
Lineage: Eukaryota; Metazoa; Chordata; Actinopteri; Cypriniformes; Cyprinidae
Gene: abch1
Product: ATP-binding cassette, sub-family H, member 1
Exons: 22
Coding region: 3064-5205 (713 amino acids)
Biological process (GO): transmembrane transport
Cellular component (GO): membrane; ATP-binding cassette (ABC) transporter complex
Molecular function (GO): ABC-type transporter activity; ATP hydrolysis activity; ATP binding
Source: RefSeq, a predicted model, not a curated record
GGCAACCACCAACUGUUUGAUUACCAGCGAUCUUCAAAAUAUCUUCUUUUAUGUUCAACAUAAGAAAGCAACUCCUACAGGUUUGGAAUACCAUGAGGGUGAGUAAAUGAUGACAGAAUUUUCAUUUUUGGGUGGACUAUACAUUUAAGUGAAUGUUCUGGGUUCAAUACAAAGUUCAAUUUGCUUCAUAAUGUUGAUUAUCACAGAAAAUUAUUUUGACUUUUCUUCUUUUUCUUAGUUAAUUUUUGAUUAAAAAAAAAACAAAAAAGGAAAAAAUUUACAUUUUAUGGCUGUAUUUUUUUAAACAUUGUGAAUUUUAAGACUUUGUCCCAGUGCAAUUGCCUUGAUAUUUAGUUUUUUUAUUGAGGGAUAAGUCAAUUAUUUUUAGUGAUAAUCAGAAUUAUGCUGCAAAUGCUGUCAACAUUAAAUUAAGAAAUCCAGAAUAUUCCUUUAACCAAAAUUAUUGACCUUAAUCUCAUUUUCUGGAUAAUCCUUUCUUUUCCAGUUUUGUUGCACAAAAUUGUCAAUAAAUAUAUUAUACUACAGUAUUCUGUAUAUCACUUGCUUUUCUUUCCUUUCUCAUUCUCUUAAUUUUUUCUUGCCCUGUCACUGCUAAUACAAAUUCCCUGGUGUUGAUCUGUCUUUUCUCUACAUGCUUCUUAUACAUAUACACUACCAUUCAUAAGUUUGGGGUCAGUAAGUUUUAUUAUUAUUAUUAUUAAAAAAAAAAUUACUUAAAACCGCUUCAGAUUUUUGUGGAAACCAUGAUAAUUUUUUUAGGAUACUUUGAUAAAUAGAAAGUUCAAUGGAAUAGAGAUCCUUUGUAACAUUGUAUUAGUCUUUACUGUAUCUUUUGAUUAAUUUAAUGCAUCCUUGCUGAAUAAAAGUAAUAUUAAUUUAAAAAAAACUUACAGAAGCUUUGAAUGGUAGUGCAUUUAAUGCUGUUAAUAUAUUGUGGUUAUGUUUAACUAACAACAUACUAACCCUCCAUGUCCUGCUGUCAUUGCUGUGGCUCUCAUGUGAAGCACAAGAUGGAGGAAUAUCAGAGCUAAAUUUGGAUUAUUUUGGCCCUGUGGAUGAAUGUAGCUCAGAUAGUGGAACUGACACCCCACUACCAGGUUAGAACAGAAAGGGUUUUUCUCAGAGAAGUUAGUGGUUUGCUGUGAAACCUUUGUUUUCUUCCUUUUCCCUUGUGUCUGUGAUUUCAAAAUCAGGCUUUAGAGAAGCUUUUCAUCUUUAGCAUUUGUUUUUAGUCUAGUGUUCUGUCCCUGGUUUCCUCUCUCUGGACUUACUUACAGUAUCUGCCUCUGUGUUGAUCCAGAGAUAUAUGAACUGACUACAGCUAAAAUGGAAAACAACGCCACUGGGCGCUACAUUGCAGAUGCAUUUACAAAACUCAUGGAGUCUAUGGAGAGAACCAGAACAACAGCCAGGAAGCCAGAAAAAGAUGAAAAGAUAAGCAAAGAAGCAGCAAAGGUGAUCUCUCUUCUCCCUGACCUAUCCUUCAUGCAGGCCAGGGUCCUAAUGUUCCCCUCCAUCCUAACUCCAGCAACCAAUCACAUAUAACCAAACACGGCAACAGCCAAUCAUCUUCCAGCCUCAUCAUUCACUGGUUUUAUAGACCGCUACAAAAACAAUUCAAGUCACCCAUUCUUCCAUAUUUAAUAUAACAAUUUAAUCUUUUAAAAGCUGCCUAUUUCUUCACUUCCUCAGUUGUUCAAUGUUUUUAACUGGAUUGAAUCAUCUAACUAUAUGUUAAAACAUCCCUGAUGAUUUUUCUUUAUCAGUAAAGACAAUUUAUCUGAUAUACACACAGUAUUUAGAAGAGUAUAUUCACCCUUUAUGUCUGAUACAUGACUAUGGUUUUAUUUUUGAGUGCUGUUUGUGAAAAUCUAAGUUCUUUUAAAUGGCACUUCUCACUCAGUGAGGUGAAAUGCAGAAUUGCACAUUUUACUACUUGAAACCAGAGUCUGUAAAUAAAAACUGAUCCCUGGUUAUUAUAUAAAUACAAAUGUAUUAGUAUGUGCUUUUUUAUGUUAUUUGUCUGUAUUGUUUUAAAUAUCAUUCAGUUCAGUGCUUCCUUUAACUGGUUUGUAACUACCUUUUUUUCUAACCAUCCUUAACUUUUUACUUCUAAUAGUUGUUUUAUUUAUUUGUUUUACCACAACUGACAAGCACACAAGAAAAGACUAUAUUAAUAAUGUGGUUUUGAUAAGGGAGGUUUUAUUAAGGGAGCUGCAUCUUUUUGCAUGUCUGCUUUUUUACUUGUUUGUUGUUUGUUUUAUUAAUAUGUCUUGUCACUGUAUUAUUUUAAGGUGAAGCUUAUGCACAAUCAGAUAUACUAUGAAUAUGACAGCAGUGCUAUAACAUCUUAAAGAAAAGAUGGUUUGCAGCUACUGUUCCUGUGGGAAAAAAAUUAUAAAGGAAGUUUUGUCUUUGUCUUAUGUUUUAAAUUGUAUUUUAAAGUUUAACAAUAAUAAAAAAGGCACAGAAUUUAUUCCUAUUUCUUUUUGGAUGGUUUACAGCAUUUAAGAUCUCCUCACAUACUGUGUGUGGCCUCUGUUUGUGUCUGAAACGUCUAGCUUCUCUGGUGUUUUGUUUAUCCGAAGGGAGCUGCUGUUUAUCUCUGUUUUCUGUUCUUUUCUCCUGUUUGUUCACAUUAGUGCUACUAGCUAUAUCAGUUUAAUCUUUAAAUAUAUGUGACUUUUCUUUUCUCCUCUCUCCUAUACUUGUUAUGCAUAUCUAUAUUUCAUUCAGAUAAACAUGUUUCUACUCCAGAGUGGUUUUCUCUCCCAGAGGGAAACAAUCUAAGAUUGUUGCUCAGCUACACUAAUCACAGCGGUCUGAAUAAAAGACACUCCACUGGUGAAAAGUCCCACAAGUGAUCAGAAUGCUAUGUGAUGCUGUUUAAACGUGGCCCUUGAGCGUUUAUAAGUUGCAGUUCAAAUUUGAUCUGGAGCAGAAUGAGUUAAACGGCUCAUCUGCGCGCACUGAGCCGAGCGCAGCUCCUCUCAGCGGCAUCUCGAUCUCCGGUGUUGUAUCACCGGGCCCGGCACGGUAAUCAUGUUCGGUAAUGGAACCGAAGAAGCGCCUGACGACAGCACGGAGAUGGAGCAAAAAAGCUCGAGGAGCGGUACAAUGAAGACUGACUUGGAGGCUGGGAGUUGCAGCUCUGCAAUCCACUGUCAAGAUGUGUGUCGUUCAUAUGGGAAACUUAAAGUCCUCAACAAUCUCAACCUGACAGUGCCUCAGGGCCAAAUUUAUGGGCUGCUAGGGCCAAGUGGCUGUGGGAAGACUACGUUGUUGAAAUGCAUUGUGGGAACUCUAAAAAUCUCACAUGGACAUAUCACAGUGCUGGGGAAACCACCUGCUUUCCCAGGACAUGAAGUGCCAGGAAGGAUGGUGGGAUACAUGCCACAGGAUAUAGCUCUGUACAAUGAGUUCACUAUCAGUAACACACUAUGGUUUUACGGUCGAAUUCAUGGCCUUUCAUCUAAAGAAACAGAAGCCAGGAUGAAUUUCCUCGUUGACUUCCUUGACCUGCCACAAAAAAACAGCCUUGUGAGAAAUCUCAGUGGAGGCCAGCGGCGGCGUGUCUCACUUGGAGCUGCUCUUCUUCAGAACCCACAACUUCUGAUCCUGGAUGAGCCCACUGUAGGAGUGGACCCUGUUUUACGGGCCAAGAUAUGGCAGCACCUGGUAGACAUUGUAAGAGGAGGACAGGUUUCUGUCAUUAUUACGACUCAUUACAUUGAAGAAGCCAGACAAGCCAAUACGGUGGGUUUGAUGAGGAAUGGUCGAUUGUUAGCUGAAGGUCACCCGGAUGCUGUUAUGAAGCAACACAAUGCAGCAACAUUAGAGAGUGCGUUCUUGCAACUUUGUGAGGACUUUGAUCAGAUGGGCUCCAUACAGAGUCCUCAGGGCCGUCUGCUGGACAGCAGCCCAUCUCCAGACAGUAUGAGAGAUGAGAGCAGAGAGCCCAUACUGAGAAAGAGCACACCAGAGGACAUGCGCAAAUAUAAAGCUGACUGGAAAGUGCGAGCCAGACACAUCAUACCAAAAUGGCGUAACAUUGCAGCGCUGAUGAUCAAGACGAUGGUUCGAAUGAGGAGAAUGCCAGGGUCCCUUUGUUUCCAGUUCUUGUUGCCUGUAAUUCAGAUCUGUCUGAUGUGCUUGUGUAUUGGUGGAGACCCCAAAGGAAUUGAUGUGGCAGUGGUCAAUAAUGAAACCAGUCCCAGUGCCUAUAGUAGAUUACUGCUGUCCUUCCUCGACAACACGAGUGUAUACCAGGUGAGCUUGUCUCAUUCUGAAGCAUUCGCUGGUAUCUAUAAUGGGGAAUACUGGGGCGUCAUAGAGUUUGGGGAGAAUUUCACCAGCUAUCUAACCAAAAGGAUGCUGCAGCCCAGAGUCUCCAGAGAUGUGGUUGAAGGAGGAUCAGUACAUGUUUGGCUGGAUCUGACCAACAGACAAAUUGCCCUGAUGCUGCAGAAAAAACUCCAUGAGGCCUUUGAGGCUUUUGUCGACAAAAAGCUGGGGAGUUUGUCAUACAUGGUGGCCGUCCCUAUAAAAUUUGAAGAACCUAUAUAUGGCAAUGAGAAUACAGAUUUCACAACUUUUGUGACACCAGGAGCUGUUUUGAGCAUCACAUUUUAUCUAGCAGUGGGGUUGACCGCUCUGUCCUUUGUGUUAGAGAGAAAGGAGGGGCUGUUGGACAGGUGCUGGGUGGCAGGCGUAAGUUCUCUGGAGACCAUGCUGGCACACCUCUUCUCACAGCUGUUUGUUAUCAGUGUUCAGAUCAUCCUUCUGCUGAUUUUCAUCCUGCUGGUCUUCAAAAUUCCUAAUGAAGGAUCUCUGGCUUUGGUGAUCUCACUGAUUGUGCUGCAGGGAGUGACGGGAAUCUCCUUUGGACUGGUCAUUUCCUCUGCUAUCGAUGACGAACAGUCGGCCAAUCAGGCAGCCCUUGGAAUCUUCUACCCCAACCUCAUCAUUAGCGGUGUUAUCUGGCCGGUUGAGUGUAUCCCGUAUCCUCUGCGUUAUUUGAGUCUAUUCCUGCCCCAGACCUACGCAUCUGAAGCCCUGCGCUGUAUCAUGUACAGAGGUUGGGAUCUGUCGCGUAUGAUGGUCUGGCGAGGAUUUGCAGUCACUCUUGGCUGGAACACAUUCUUCCUUAUACUGGCAACAGUCAUUCUUAAGCUGAGAAUGUGAGAGGCUCUGCCAAGGAAAGGUGCUUCAGAUUGGGUAUAGUGGUGUUCAGUGAAACCAAAAGAUGACUGACACUUGGAUUUGCCAAUCUGAGCCUCUCUCUCCUGGCCUCCCAAGGACCAUCAGCGUGAAACUCAGGGCAUCCCUCAACCAGCUAAGAGACCUAUUCAACGAACAGUUUACUGACAAUGUGACAUAACACUUCAAUUACAACACUUCACAUGGGCUUUAAUUAUUUAAAAAAAUCCAUCAACGAAGAAGAAAGCAAGUGUUGAAGGCAACUGUUGGAACUUUCCAUACCCUCUUUCUCCCUGUGGUUUAUGUAAUGCAUCCUGAAUUCAAAUUCACUGACUAGGUUUUUUAGUGCAUGUUCCAUAUGCCUUGUCUGUGCCAGUAAACCUUAGACUGUGUACAACCAGACACUUAAAUUGCUUUAGGGAAACCUACAAUGUUGCCCAUCAUUGUACUCCCUCAUCCUGAACAGAAAGAGCACUGCUUAGCAAGGAUUCUUCACUGGGCACAGUUCACCCUUGCCUAUGAUAGUUUUGUUUUCCAAACUGCUGCUUGUUCUUUUUUUAUGAUAAAUGUUUUUAAAUGAGCAGUCUGUGUGUUAAUAAUCCAUCAAGUGCCAUAAAGAAAAUGAAGGAAAGACUGCAAUGUUUACAUUUGAGCACAAACUAAACCUGCAAGUUGAACUGAAAAGACAAGUAUAGUCCUGUCUUUUAAUAUAUAUUCUAUUUGAGAGACGGCAGCACAAACUGCAUUACAAUGCAAGCCAUAUGCUGAGUUACUUGUACUAGUGAAAAUAGUUUGAUGAAUAUUUUAGCAUGCAAUAUUUGAUGAACAGAAUGCAUAAAGAAUAUUUUAAAUAGAUACUAGGAAUUGCUUAUUGGUUUGGGUUAUAAAUUGUAUGUGUGUUUCACUGUCCUUCUUAAAUGUCAACAAAUUGAUCAUCUGUUCAUAUUUUCUUCUCUUUGAAUCUUGAAGUUCAAUAUUAGGAUACUUGAUUUCUACCUUUACCUUCAUUGACCAGUUCCAGGUUCAGGUUUAAAUUCUCUGAAUUCUCUACACCACUGUCAGACUGAACAUAUCUAGGCCCUGCUUAACUCAGUCGAAAGACUUCACAUGUUACUAAGAAAUAGUUUGUUUAAAACUACAUUUACAUUUGGAUGACAUUAUAUCCAAUAUCUGUACUUUGAACAGUUUGAAUGUUUCACAAAGUCACAAACAUAAAAACUAUUUUUUUUUUCCAUGUAAAUGAAAAAUUCAACAGAAAAAUGCUGAAUUUAAAUAUUUAAGAAUUUAUUUAAGAAUUAUGAAACAGGCUUUUCAUUGUAGUAAUAAUGACCUCCACACUGGAAUUUCAUGGCAUGUUUUGAUAGAACAUAGGCUGACAGUUGAUUUUAGGACUAGAGCUUUGUUGGUUCUAGAUUUUUUGUGUCUGGCUCCAGUUGAGGCUUAGAGACAAAUGUUUUGCAAAGGUUUGUUAAGUACUGUGCCAUUUUGAAAAGUCAUCCUGUGACCUUUACACACACACAGGACCAUUAUUUGCUACCUCUUGAAAUGCUGCAUAUAAAGCCCUCAUAAUUGUGCACAUUGACAUACUCUUGGUGUAAAAUGAUCUUUAUGGAAUUAAUGACAUCUUUUUUUUCAACAAUAAACAUUUUUAAUAAGCUCUU